This is a messenger RNA of Rangifer tarandus platyrhynchus (Svalbard reindeer), 1029 nucleotides long. NCBI's taxonomy places the organism in Eukaryota, Metazoa, Chordata, Mammalia, Artiodactyla, Cervidae. The record is from the annotation of a GenBank genome assembly.
AUGGAGCCAAAUAAUUCCUUUCGUGUGGACUCCGAGUUCCGAUACACCCUCUUCCCAAUUUUUUACAGCAUCGUCUUUGUGCUGGGGGUCAUUGCUAACAGCUAUGUGCUGUGGGUCUUUGCCAACUUGUACCCUUCCAAGAAAUUCAACGAGAUAAAGAUCUUCAUGGUGAACCUCACCAUGGCUGACCUGCUCUUCCUGGUCACCCUGCCCUUGUGGAUUGUCUACUACUACAACCAUGGAGACUGGAUUCUUCCCAAAUUCCUGUGCAACGUGGCUGGCUGCUUCUUCUUCAUUAACACCUACUGCUCAGUGGCCUUCCUGGCUGUCAUCACUUACAACCGCUUCCAGGCAGUGACAAGGCCCAUCAAGACUGCUCAGGCUACCACCCGCAAGCGGGGCAUCCUUCUGUCCCUGAUUAUCUGGGUGUCCAUUGUGGGCGCAGCAUCCUACUUCUUCGUCCUGGACUCGACCAACAAGGAGCGCAGCAAGAGCGGCUCGGGCAACAUCACACGCUGCUUUGAACAUUACGAGAAGGGCAGCAUCCCAGUCCUCAUCAUCCACAUCUUCCUCGUGUUCAGCUUCUUCCUCGUCUUUCUCAUCAUCCUCUUUUGCAACCUGGUCAUCAUCCGCACGCUGCUCACGCAGCGGGUGCAGAUGCAGCGCAAUGCCGAGGUCAAGCGCCGGGCGCUCUGGAUGGUCUGCACGGUCCUGGCUGUGUUCAUCAUCUGCUUCGUGCCCCACCACCUCGUGCAGCUGCCCUGGACCCUGGCCGAGCUGGGCUUCCAGGACACCGACUUCCACCAGGCGAUUAACGAUGCGCAUCAGGUCACUCUCUGCCUCCUUAGUACCAACUGCGUCUUAGACCCCAUUAUCUACUGUUUCCUCACCAAGAAGUUCCGCAAGCACCUCACGGAGAAGUUCUACAGUAUGCGCGAGAGCCGGAAGUGCUCCCGGGCCACCUCGGAGACGGGCACGGAAGUGGUCCUGCAGCUCAAAGAUGGCCCUGUCAAAUCCCUCAAAAAUUAG